UCUGUCAAGAACAACAACACUCGUCGCCGCUGCCAUGUUUGAAUCUAAAACCGCCUGUUCGGCACCCUUUGUUAAUUGAUAGCUGGGUGGCUAUGAGAAAUUGUGCGUUCGGUGCGUCAACUUAUUAGAGACGAAUCUUUCUAUAAUGUAUCAGUUUUUAUAUUUAAAAACAUAAUAAUAUUUAUUUACUUGGUAAUGCUGUGAAAUUAAGUAAAAUAAAGUGUUUAUAGUCGCGCACAAAUAUUUGCCAAAGCUCUGUGGAAAUACUGUUUGAAGCAUGAAUUUCUCAUACCCGGUUCGUUCCCACUGGCAGGACGGUAUCAUGAGAAGCUCCUCCGGCAGUUUUAUCGUGAUCAAUGUAAUGUGCUAUUUUGGACCAUAAGUCUGAACUUUUCAGCUUCAAAUGCUGCAGUUAUGUGUCUGACACAUUCCGAGUUUAAGGGUUAUGCUUCCUUUGCAAGUUGUCAUUUCUGAAUAUGACAGAAUAUACUUAUUUUUUGGAGUAAUGAAUGGUUCAUGACCAACGUUCCUUGUGUUCCUUCCUUAACCGUUCCUUGUGACCUGCAAGUGUUGCUGUCAAGUGUUUGGUGUGGGAGUUUGUGUCAGAAUACAGUGCUGUUUUGAAACGUGGAAAAUUAACAUUUGCAUCUCAUGAGCUUGAGGUUCAACGAUGUUAAAGUUCGGAAGCAAAAGUGACAUUAAUGUUGUUUAUAAAUGUACUGUGCGUUUACUAGAAGAUACUGAAAUCGUGGAGUGCGAAUUUCAACAUUGGCUGGACCCAGCUAAAACUGUUCUCAAACAAGUGAAAGAUAUGGAUCCAAUUCUCUUCAGCUUCAGAGUCAAAUUUUACCCACCUGACCCUUUCCGCCUCAAGGAAGAAAUUACACGAUACCAGAUUUAUCUACAGCUAAAGAGAGAUUUGCUUCAUGGGCGUCUCUAUUGUACUGCAGCUGAAGCAGCACUACUCGCUGCAUAUAUCAUUCAAGCUGAGCUUGGAGAUUAUGAUCCCGAGGAGCAUGGCGAGGGUUAUGUUUCUGAAUUCAAGUUACUUCUCAAACAGACCUCUGACAUUGAGCAGAAGAUAGCAGAACUUCACCAAACACAGAUGAAGGGGCAAACUCCUGGACAAACAGAAACCAGCUUUUUAAGGAAAGCUUGUCAGCUUGAUACAUAUGGUGUAGAUCCACACCCUGUCAAGGAUCAUCGUGGUAGUCAGCUAUAUCUUGGCAUCAAUCACUGUGGAAUCCUAACCUUCCAGGGCAGUCGCAAAACCAAUCAUUUUAAAUGGAAUGAGGUGCAGAAAAUUAACUAUGAAGGCAAGAUGUUCAUCGUGCAUCUUACCUAUAACGAGAAGAAACAUACUGUAGGCUUCAAGUGCCCGACAGGUGCAGCCUGCAGACAUGUAUGGCGUUGUGCAAUUGAGCAGAUGCUUUUUUUCACGUUGCCCUCCAGUUCGGAUGCUCCUACUGUCGUGACUGGGGGGAGCUUUUUUUCCUGGGGCACCAAGUUCCGCUACUCAGGCCGGGUGGAGAAGGAAAUUCUGGAGGAUAGCAGUCCUCUGCGCAAGGAGGAGCCUGCCAUCAACCGUUCUCUGCGGUCCUCCAGCUUGCGCCGGAAGGCUGCCUCCGUGCCUGCCACACCUUCCACACCCGUGGGCUCAGAACUGGGGUAUGGAAGUUUGCCUCGUGCAAAUCAUUCUACUCCUAUGUCUGACUCGCGCUUACAUGAUGCCAGUGGAGCUCUUUUAUUGGAUUCUGGACCACUUUCAUCUCCUUAUUGCCCUGACAACACACUGCCUCUUUUAGAGCCAGUGGCUGAAGACCAGGAGAUAGCAGCCAAGUUAAGAGAUGAGGUGGAAUCUUUUAUAAAGCAUGAGUGUGGCGAUGCAUUGCUUGACGCCCCUAGUGAAGUCUUAACAGAGGAAGUUGAUGGGUUGAUGUCAGGCACCAAAAUUGGAGAAACCAGCCAUGGAUUUGAUGACUACUACUUUCGGGACUCCUUUGACCACUCCUCAUCAGAAUCUCAACUCGUGGACACUGUAAUUGGCGGCAAGCCAGGAGUGCAACAUCUGUCUCCUAGUGUCGGUGGUGGUGGCGGCCUGUCACAUCGGUCGACACCUGUAUCCCGAGGCCGGGCAGCAAGCAAGCUUUCAUUGCAGGCCCCGGUGCCUGCAACAGCCGCUCCUGGGCCUGCUCCAGCUUCUGGUUCUCCCCGGCGUUUCAAUCUCUUGCAAGUGUUCGUCCCAUCCUUUCUGUUUGUGGCCUUGUCCUUGGCAGUUGGUGCUGUGCUAGUUCUGGAGUCUGACUGUGAGGUGCUUAGCUCAGUACGCCAGUGGCCAGAAAUGGUGACAUUGCGACAGGAAUAUUAUGAACCAGCUAAGGAAUAUGUGCGGCAAAGAUUCACUAAAUUUUUUUGGUAAAUAUUGAGGGGAAUAGGUCAUCAUCUUCAUUUACUCUUUGACAUUCCAUGUGGAUUCUAUUUUAUAUAAUGUAUAUUUUAAAGAGGUCUAUAUUGCUUAAACCAAGUUAUUUUUUUGUAUAACUUGAAAUUGAAUCAUUUAGAUACUGGUGGUUUCUCUUAGUGAUAGCCUGUCACUUGUUGACUGACAGUUUUGGUUGGUCAUUGACUGUAUCAACUUUCACUUCAUUGUUUGGAUGCCUGAACUUUUCAACUAAGUGCUGAGCACUUGGAAUUAAGGCCCCUAAAUGCUAUCAUGUAGUGAAUGAUUUUUGCUGGUAAUCAUUUUUUAAGUGAGCUUCUCACUGGAUUUCAUUUUUUUUUUAAUUUGCAAAUUACUUAAUCUAGAAAAGAAAGAGGUGUUAAUUUUGUUGUCUGUUUUCUGUAAUUCCUCCAAGUGCCUGCAGCUGCUGGAAACAGCAGAUUCCUGCCACUGAACUGAAGUCCAUUAAGGUGCAUCUCCACUACUUAAUGUACAAUACCAUGUUACAUAUAUGCAUAUUAGAGUACAUUUGUCACAUCUCUUCUGAUUAACAUGAUAAUUCUGCAAAUGUUGGAAAACAUUUUUAACAUAUUGGAAGUUUUUCAGUAAGAAUGGAAAUAGUGUGAAGGCAAUACUUCAUUCAGGUGUGGGCGGUUGAACUUGUGCAAAUUUCUAUGGCAAGAGCUGUACUUUCGAUUUCGUGUGAGUUUUCCAUAUUUAAGUAAAAUGAAAUGGUCAACAAGAGAAACAAUUAGGAGUUGAAGAUGGUAUGCCCAAAUUUAUGGAACAUGUGAAAUGAAUUUAGGAAUAGAGGGGCGGGGGGAAGCACGACACAUUCAUGGGAGGUAGUGGUUAUGUUCAGCUGUUUUUCAAAUGCAAUCGAAAAGAAAAUAGCACCAAUGUGAUUGUAAUUUUAAUUGAUAACUACAGAAAAUUUAAACAUAAUAGAAAGCUCAUAAUUCAUAUACUAAAAUCUGCGGACAUGUCAACAAGAAUGAAUGCAAUGUAAACAGUGUAACAUUCAACAUAUAGUAUGUUGCAAUACUUCACAUGUACAUUUCACAUUUAACAUGUUGGUGUAUAUGUUAAGUAGUGGAGAUGUGCCUUUAGAGCAUGGGGCUAGGCAGUGUCAGAUUUGCUUUCCCUUUGACUGUGGAAUUUCUAUUCCAUCUUAACAAUUCAUGCCUAUUGUCAAUUAUGAAAUUAUGCUAUUUAUAUAAGUAGCAAAUUAAUAUUCUUUGUUUUCCUUAUCAAAUCAAGGGUUAAAUCAUUUAUUUUUAAUUGAAAUUUUAUUUUCCUUUUGUUAAAUUUCAGUGAAACUGGAAUUAGAAUGUAGCCAAAGGCUUUACCCACCAAAAAUGUGUAUUGAGAGUAUGUUUCCUUGGCAAUAAUAUAGGUUUUAUAUUCUAUAAAAUAGUAAUGAAGUGUAACUUAUAUUUUAUUUUGAAAUAAUAAAAAUAUAUUAAAAGUUACUAGAUAUCCGCUUGAGAUUUUGCAAGAUUAUUCCAGUGAUGCAUUAUAAUGCAUUGAUAAUAAGGCAUAGAAAUAGAUCUAAUACAAGAAAUUGGGGAGCUAUGGGAAUGCAAUAGGAGUGUAGAUUAACAGUUUGUUCUUCAACUGGACACAAUGCCCGGCUGCUAGAAAUGAGUUCAAGCCAACAUUUUUUCUAGUGUAGCGGGUUUUGUAAAUAAUUGGGUAGUGCUGGGAGUAGCAGCAAUUAGUGGUACGCUUAGUGAGCUAUACUGCUCACAUUGGUGAUUUUCUCAUGUUUACUGUGUUAAUGGG
Messenger RNA from Gryllus bimaculatus (two-spotted cricket), 4225 nucleotides. The record is from the annotation of a GenBank genome assembly. Lineage: Eukaryota; Metazoa; Arthropoda; Insecta; Orthoptera; Gryllidae.